This is a messenger RNA of Rhineura floridana, 4011 nucleotides long. RefSeq names its product TOR signaling pathway regulator (gene TIPRL). The record is from RefSeq and is a predicted model, not a curated record. Gene Ontology annotation, biological process: TOR signaling. Bases 301 to 1104 code for a protein of 267 amino acids. The transcript has 7 exons. NCBI's taxonomy places the organism in Eukaryota, Metazoa, Chordata, Lepidosauria, Squamata, Rhineuridae. Gene Ontology annotation, cellular component: cytosol.
GGGUUGGGGAUUUAACCUGGAACUUCCUGCAUGCAGAGCAUAUGUUCUGCCACUGAGCUACAGCCCUUUUCUCAAUGUGUAUGAGUGUCCAGCCAAUUUAAAAUCAAUGGUAUUAAACAUUAAUUUAGAAAAUGUAAAAAUUAGGACCUAGUCCUUUGUCAGAUAUCUCAGUGCUUUUGCAUUGGCUAGCCCACUGAAUAGUGGGAGCAAGUUUACUUAGUGAGCAUUUGCGUAUCAUCCUUGCUGCGCACUUUCCUUAUAGCUCCAGAAGUAAAACCGCUAGAAAUUUACUUUGUUUAAAUGAAAACUAAACAUUCAGGCAAGGAGCCUAGAACAACUUCGAGGGAGGCAGGUUCUCCUGUGGCUACAGACCUGCAUAAAAAGGCAAAAUUCAACAGAUUAGCUGAAGAACUACAUAUGCCUUGUGUUCCAGAAAUGAUGUUUGGAGACAAUGUCUUAAGAAUUCAACAUGAAUCUCUCUUUGGGAUAGAAUUCAAUGCAACUGAUGCUUUAAGAUGCGUAAAUAACUCUCAAGGAAUGGUUAAAGUUGCCUGUGCAGAAGAGUGGCAAGAAAGCAGGUCUGAACCUGAGCACACAAAGGAAGUUGUUAACCCAUAUGACUGGACCUAUACAACAGAUUACAAAGGGACUCUUCUAGGUGAUACAAUAAAGUUAAAGGUUUCUGCCACAACAGAACACAUAGAUACAGAGAAACUGAAAGCCAGGGAACAGAUUAUGUUCUUUGAGGAAGUACUGCUGUUUGAAGAUGAACUUCAUGAUCAUGGAGUUUCAAGCCUGAGUGUAAAAAUAAGGGUAAUGCCUUCAAGCUUCUUUGUGCUGCUGAGAUUUUUCUUGCGAGUUGAUGGUGUGCUUAUCAGGAUGAAUGACACUAGGCUUUAUCAUGAGGCUGAUAAACGCUACAUGUUACGAGAAUAUACUUCAAGGGAAAGCAAAAUAUCAAGUUUAAAGCAUGUUCCUCCACCCCUUUUCACGGAUCCUAAUGAGAUUGCUCAGUAUUUACCUGUCAAGGAGAAUAUUUGUGAGAAGCUGGAGUUUCCAGAGGAUUUGCAUCCUGAAUCUGCAGCAGCACCAGAAGGCACUUAAGUGGAAUCUACAUAAUUUUGUGGACUUGAAACAGACCUUGCUCUGGAGACAGCUUCUUGGUCGUUGCCACUGAAGAUUUCUGUACUUGCUGGAUACACAUCUAUUUGGAUGUCUGACUAAUAUUUCUGUAGCUGUGGAUGGGCAAAGGGGAGUUAAUUUCAAGGUUUUGCUAAUAUUUCAUUGUGUCUAUUUCAAAUGCACCUGGAAGCCAAUGAUAAACCAGUUCUGAACUGGAGUUAUGUGACAUUGGAGAAUACACCCCCAAAUCAUCAGUAAUUCUUCUGAAGCAUACUGCAGUUCAAGAAAGUUUGGAGGGUUUGGGAAAAAUAAGACUCAUUCAUAAGUGCAAAUGGCUUUUAAGAACUUUGUUUUAACAUAGUCUUGGUUAUAAAAGGACCCUGCUUUAUAUGACUUGUCGGACUGAGCGCAGUGAUCUUCAUGAGUUUGUGGAUCUCUGUUAUGUAUUGGAUGGUAUUACUGUUUUGAUCAGUUGCUUGGUAUCUGUCUAUAAACAGGAAAUGUCAUUUGGCCUGGUUCACAUGCAACAUUAAGCCAUAGUUUUAAAAUAAACAAUGGUUUUACAUGCAUGAGCACUUCCUUCCUCACUCCUGAUUGCACCAUGUGGAGGAGGAAACUAUCCUGAGUCCAGGAUGUUGUGACGUGGGAACCUCUACUUGUGGUUUGAUUCUCUCCAAACCGCAAGCAGUAAACCAAGAACAAACCUUGGCCUUUCCCGUUGUUUGUUUUGUUUCUCUCCAAGCAAUGAGUCCAGGUUCACAUAUCACAACAAGGCAGACUCUGGCUUGUUUUCUUCCCCCAUGCAGCAUAGAUGGGAGCAGGGGAGGAGCAAAGUGUUCAUGUAUGAAUAAACCAUGGUUUCAUGUUGUAGGUGAACUAGGCUUAUGUCUUGUAAAGGAAAUUAAGGGUGGAAUCCAAUGUUGUAGAAGUAGACUUCUGCUCAUGUAACAAGACGUCACUGUCCUCCCACAAAAUCCCCUGAGCUUGAAGCAGAUUUUGAGGAUGCACAGAAGGCUGGAGUGAGGAGAAGAAGAAUGUAAAGUCCUGUUGCAUGAGCAGAAGUCCUUUUUGCUCUCACACAGACACCAUUGGAUGUGGCCUGAUGCCUCUUUCACCGGUCAAGAAAAGCAAUUUAACAAAGGUUUGGAUCCAAAGAAGAAUAAGUGGAAUUCUGUUCAUGCAGUGUGUUUUUCUUGGCUCUUCGCCCUACACCCCUCUGAAAGCCACUCCUGAGGAUUGAAGGUUCCUCAACAUACAGCAGGCUGGAGAAAUCGGAAAAAAUGGAUGGGGCUGCCUUGUGUAUGCAGAAGUCCUUGGUUCUUAAGCAGGCUAGACAUUUAAUAGGAUAGCAGUUGUUGAAAUGGAUUGCACAGUACCACAUACUUGGCAAUCUAAAAAGGUUACCUCCAUUUAAUAAAAAAAAUUAUGGGAGGGUAUAUUGAUGACAUUGUACAUUCAUGUGAAUCCUGUAUACAGUGUUAACAAUUCAUAAUAUCUUAGUGGUCAACUUCAAGCUAUUGUACAUUAAUGAUAUUUUAACCUAAAAUGAUUACAAGGAUAUUCAUACUUGUUUCAGAGCAGCCUAUGCUGCAAAAUUCUUCCCCUGCCCUCCCCAUGAGCUAUGUAUCUUGGAGGAAACCCUGUCUUUCAUGUGGGCUGUUCUGGGCCCAUUCUUCAUUUCUAAUAAGAGACUAAGUGAACUGCUUUGGGAAAAAGUUAUUAUUUAAUUAAUGUUUUUCAGAAGUGUAAUCACUUUUGGUCUCAACAUUUCGCUAUAUUCCUCUCCCUUUGGAGGAAGCUAGAAAAAGAGAGAUUUGAGGUUAUGACAAUAUUGAGUAAAACUGGAGUUGUUUUUUUUCCCCCAAUGGCAGCAGAAUUCUAGACAUGCCCUCCUCCUAGUAGUAGCAUAUGCAUUUCAGCUGUCAUGACAGUAUUCUUUUCUAUUUGACUAAAGUGGAAGACUCCUGAGAAGUGUUUUGGGCUUGCUUGUGUUUCUGUGCUACCAAUUCAUUUUGAAAAAGUGAGUGGACUUUCAUUCUCAGAUUCCUCACUACUUAUUUGGAGUAUGCAAUCCAAUGCUAUGCAUAUUUAGAUAGGAGUUCCCUUGAAUGUUGUAGGACUUAUUUCUGAGUAAACAUGCAUAAGAUUGGACUCCUAAGUUGUAAAGCAUAUUAAGACUUAUCUCAAAGGAUCAGUGGUAAAAAGGAUACUAAUGAGCAUACCUGCAUAGGGAAGACCUUGACUUCAUGCAAAUCGUUCAUUAGUUCAUUGAUGCAGUUUGCUCUGAAAAUUGAUUUCUCUAAGGAAUGAGUAUAUAUAACCUGUAAAUAACAUGCAUGUGUUGACAUUACAGUUUACUAAGGAAGAAAUCAGAUAGUCAAGCUGAUAAUUGUAUUCUUAGGAAUAUUUCAUUUGCUCACGUUAACUGUAUUCAGUUGUGGCUACCUUUCUGUUCUUUCAUGAUUACUAGGUGUAUAUUAAAAUAGCUGAUGAUUGCUUGACCUAGAGAAGGGACUGAGAUGAAAUAGGUACAGAUAGUUUCUGUAUACUAUUCAGUGAAAAGGUAAGACCCCCCAAAGCAAGGGCAAGCAAUUCUCGUAAUGAAUCCUAUUGUAUUCUUCAGUAUUUAAUUUUGAAGAAAAAGAAAAAAAUUGGGAUGCAGACUGAUAUUAGAAGUGGUGUUGUUCAUACUGCUAUCUGCUAACUUACAAGGGUACCAGAAUCCAAGUGUAGUAAUAUAUUUACAUAUUUUUCUGUUCUGUCACAAAUGGAUAGAAAUGGCUAUGGCAAAAUCAAGCUUGCCUGUGAGAAAGGCUGAAAAACUGCAUCAUAGUCCCUUGGUAGUCUUGUAUGGUGUUAAUGCCGUUGUGUUAAAUACACUUGAUGUCA